This is a messenger RNA of Amoebophrya sp. A120, 271 nucleotides long. The record is from the annotation of a GenBank genome assembly. Lineage: Eukaryota; Dinophyceae; Syndiniales; Amoebophryaceae.
AUGUCCAAGAAGAGACCCUUUUGCCUGUCAUGCAAAAACGCAGUUUCUCAUGCGGAAAACGCAACACAAAGCAGCGGAGAUAUUUGUCAUGCUUGGCUGUGCAUUACAGAGCAUUCACUAUUCCCAACACAGCAUUACAAGUUUCCAGACCCAGACAUUUUUGCACUUGAUAAAGCGAAUUUACGCGCUGUUUCGCGAAGCGACCGGGGACUAUGCCGACGCGCUUACCUUGUACAAGGAGAUCCUGCAGGAGGCCCCAGAAAGCACUUUU